Molecule: messenger RNA, 1279 nt
Organism: Uranotaenia lowii
Lineage: Eukaryota; Metazoa; Arthropoda; Insecta; Diptera; Culicidae
Product: bifunctional arginine demethylase and lysyl-hydroxylase psr-1
Exons: 4
Coding region: 82-1077 (331 amino acids)
Source: RefSeq, a predicted model, not a curated record
CCGUGCUGUGUGAAUCCUCGUUCGGUUUCCCGUUUUACAGUAACAACUGAGGACGACGACAUUCGCCCGUUGGCAUCAGAAAUGGAGGAAGUCGAUAAAAAGUUGAAGAAUUUUAUAAUUAAUUCCUACGCAAGUGGUGUUGAGUUGAGCUGUUUGCCCUCGCUAGGAAAACUAGGACAGCGUUCUUUCGGUUCUUCCUCGUCCUCGGGAGGAUCUUUUCUGGACUUCCGUUUCCUCAGCUUUCUCCAACGAUGGCGACCAGAUGGAAUGCGAAAACAUCAGCUCGUUCUCGUAUUCCUAAUUUGUGCGAUCGGAAAACAUUAUCUCAACGAGCUGUUUGCUGAUGAAGAUUGCAUUGUCGGAAUGCCCCAGCAGCUGCAAAAGGCUUUCCGCCCUCCGGAGUCAAGCUGCGAGUUCUGUAGCCAUGUUGUGACUGACGCUGUACCCCGGCUGGCCAACGUGGACCCGGAUGAGUUCGAGCGGAAGUUUGCCUACUCCGGUGGCCCAGUUAUUGUGACUGAUGCCACUGCCAAUUGGACAGCGGUCGAGCGCUUCGACUAUUGGUAUUUCAAGGAUGUUUACCAACGGUACGGCCGACGGCGGAAGGCGGCCAGAUGUCAGUUCUUUCCUUACCGCACCGGAUUUCGUAGCAUCUGGGAGGCGUUGAGUUUGGACGAGGCCAGAGUGAAUUAUGCGGCCGGUACGGAACCGUGGUACUUUGGGUGGAGCAACUGCGAUCCGGAAAUUGUGAGAGAGCUUCGGCAACACUAUGGACGGCCUUACUUCCUGCCCAAGGCGUCCGAGAACAAUGCCGUGGAUUGGGUGUUUAUGGGCGGAACUGGUCUGGGAGCUCAUAUGCAUGUCGACAACGUCCGGCUUCCAUCGUGGCAAUCCCAGCUGAAGGGCUCCAAGGAAUGGAUUCUGGCACCUCCGCCGGAAUGCUAUUACAGCUGCAACUUUCUAUCGGUUGUGGUCAAAACGGGAGAAACGAUCGUUCUGGACACCAAUCGAUGGUACCAUAAAACGAACGUCCUCUCCGGAGAACUGAGCAUCACCGUAGGAGCAGAAUACGACUGAGCGAGAAAAGUGACUCACCUCGAGAUGAUCGUUGUUGCCGGUGGAAACUCCACGAUAUCUUCUCUUAUCUCCAGAUCGUUGUAGAAGCUGACCACAUGCGGUUCGUUGUUCCGAAACACACAGGACCCGUUGGCCGACGGAAUGCGGUGGUAAAGCGGAUCGUCGUCCUCUGUUUAAAAGAUUUAGUUUUAUUAAAUUUUGA